AUGGAAAUGAUCGAAUUUUGUCGUCAUUUAUACAAUGAUAAUCCAUCAGAACUAGCAUUUAUCAAGGAACUCGAGAAUAAUCCUCGAAAUCAAUCAUUUACCUAUUUCUAUACAACCGAACAUUUUCUUUAUCGAAUGCUCAAUAGAGCCUUACGGUUACAAGAAAUAGAUAAACUCUAUAAUUUACGUUACUUCAUUCGACAGUUACAUGAAGAACUCAAACAGUUACAUAAUGAAAAAUGUCGGCAAAUGGAGUCAACUAAAAUGUUAUAUCGAGGCCAAGGUAUGCCACGAGAAGAAUUCGAAAAAAUACGGGAUAGUGUAGGUGGUUUAUUAUCAUUCAAUACAUUUCUGUCGACAAGUGCAGAUUUUGCUGUUGCUUAUAUGUACGCAGAGACAAUACUAUCUUCUACGGAUAUGUUACCAGUGUUUAUGGAAAUUAAUGUACAAGAAACAAACUUAGGAAACAAUGUAUUUGCUGAUAUUCGCCAUUUGACUCAAUUUACCGAAGAACAAGAGUAUCUUUUCUCUAUGGGUUGCAUUUUUCGUAUUUUAUCGAUUGAACAAGAAUCGAACGGAAUCUAUCGUGUUAAACUCGUGCUGACAAGUGAUCAAGAUGAAGAACUUGCUUAUCUGAGAUGGUUUAUGAGUACAACUAUGCAUCAAACAUAUCAUCGAGGUCCACUUUUUCGCCUUGCUGGUCUAAUGAAUGAAAUGAGUCGACAUUCAUAUGCCGAGUAUUUCUAUACGAUAUUGUUAAAAGAUCAGGAGAUUCAGCAUCAACCAUUUGCGCUUGCUUGCAUUCAUGGUAAUAUGGGUUAUCUGAGCACGGAAAAAGGAGAUUCACAAGAUGCUCUCAAGCACUAUGAACUUGCACUUAAACUCUAUGAGGAAAAUUCAUCACAUGAUAAUGAUCAAUCGAUUGCAAAUCUUCUUGCUAACAUUGGAGAAAUCUAUAUGAGUCAGAAGAAGUUUGAGCAAGCUAUAUCCAAUUAUGAACGUGCUCUUACAAUCGAUAUGAAUCCUGCCAAUGGCAAGAAACCUAAUCCAGGAUAUAUUUCCAAUCGUUAUAAUCAAUUGGGCGUCAUCUAUGAACGUACAGGUCACUAUGAGAAAGCACUUGAUUAUUACAAACGAUGUUUACAAAUACGCCUUGAGAAUAUGCCUCCGAACCAUCCUGAUUUAAUUGCGCCGUACAAUAACAUUGCACUUCUUUAUGAUAAAGUUGGUCAAUCUGAACAAGCCGUUGAUAUUUACAUGCGUAUUUUGGACAUUAGUACGAAUUCACUACCACCCGGUCAUAUAAAAUUCGCUACCUUAUAUCAUAAUAUAGCUUACAAUCUUGAAGAUGUGGGUCGAUUCAAUGAAGCACUGUCGUAUGCUCGUAAAUCUUUUGAUAUAAUCGAGAAAUCAUCAUUGUCACCGACGCACGAGUUCUACGUUGACAAUCGUCGACAUUUAGAACAUCUUGAACGUAUUGUUUCAGAUUUCGUCGAGCACAACUAA
Messenger RNA from Rotaria sp. Silwood2, 1506 nucleotides. NCBI's taxonomy places the organism in Eukaryota, Metazoa, Rotifera, Eurotatoria, Philodinida, Philodinidae. The record is from the annotation of a GenBank genome assembly.